This is a messenger RNA of Mucor mucedo, 882 nucleotides long. RefSeq lists its product as uncharacterized. The record is from RefSeq and is a predicted model, not a curated record. Lineage: Eukaryota; Fungi; Mucoromycota; Mucoromycetes; Mucorales; Mucoraceae. The coding region runs from base 1 to 882 and encodes 293 amino acids. The transcript is spliced from 4 exons.
AUGCUUCGUAAUAAGAUUUUCGUGACAAGUCGACCCAAUGGCAGUACCCUGAAAUGUGUAAAAGACAUUUUCCAGGUUUCAAACAAGGAAUUCAAUCAGAAAAUAGUAGAUGAACGUUUAAAAGAAACUCAGGGAGAUCUUGUUGGCGUGUGCAUUCCUUUUGAGAUCGAUACCAAAUAUUAUACAGCCAAGGUUGAUUUUUGGCUAGACGAGAUAGUGAAAGCAUCAGAAAAGGAAACAAUCAAAGCUUAUUGUGUAAAAGAGUCACAAGUGAGUAAAGUCAUCGAUGCAUUCAUUUUCAUCUUUGAUAAAUCAGACCCAAGUUCGUUUGAUACAAUCAAGAAUUGGUCAUCGUUCCUGGAUCAGGCUGAGCCAGGUAUCAGACUGUGCAUAGGUACUAGUUGUAAAAUCCCAUUGAGCAUGAAACAGGACGCCGAAAUUAACGAUUGGUGUCUUGCCAAUGCAUUUGAUUAUGUUGAUAUGGAUGAGACCACCGAAACACCAAUGGAUAAAGUUGGUAUGGAAUUAGCCGUAGAAAUUAUCCAGACCAACUUCUGGGAUGGCAUGGUAAAGAAAAAUGUAAACGGAAUAGCCGAGGAUGAGGAUUUACUACGCGAAAUUCAAGAAUUAAAGCUUGAGCAAAAUAAAGAUAUAUUAAAGCUUGACAAUAAUGAUGAGGAUUUAAUCGAUAUGCCAUCCUAUUCCGAAGUAAACCGUAUGAGAGAUCAAUUAUUCGGAGGUAUUGAUGAGGAUGAUGGAUUAGAUAAGGCAUUUGAAGCAAUACAAUCCAUGAGAGAACAAGGUAAAAAUCUGCCCGACGAAGAACGCCGUAAAAUGGCAGCUCAAGUCGCACUUUCAUUUGCUGCUCAGCUUGGAUUAUAA